CACGCGGACUAACACGACUCCUUUGCGCGGUUGAAGAGUAAAAGCUAGCGCUUAAGACAGCGGCGUCCCGUUACUCGGUGCAUUUGGCUGCACGGCGCUGCGGGAAAGAGUUUGCAGAAAGUUUCGGUGUUGGACGGUGAACUUUCGCGGUGAGACCGCGCGAGGCUGGCGGCGCCGUGACGUCACCCGCCAGGCAAUAUGGCGGCGGUUCGCGAGGCAGGUGAAACGGUGCCGUUAGCUGGGUCAAUUCAAGUAUUCAUUCACGUUGUGUGGUUACAGGACGGUGGCCCACAUUAGCUGACGUCAUCCAUCGCUAAUAUUCAGAUUAACAACGUGCUGCCAAGUGACAGAGGUAUGGGAACAUAUUUGAAGAAUAUUAGUGCCAGUGAGUGAACACAUUGGGGGCAAUGAAAAGGUGACUGAAGCACGGCGCUGAGAAAUCAUCACCGAGGGUUUCCGGCCCGGGAGUCUGCCCUGAAGGGCCCUGCGUGAGGUGGAGCGCCCCCCCCCCCCCCCACCCCCCCACCUCCCACCCUCCAGGAAAGGAGAGCUCCCUGUAAUUGAGCCUCGAUCCCCUCAGUUCCUGCUGAUCGAUCAAAAAGCUCCCUGACUUCUGGCCUCCCCCCUUCAGCCCCCCCUGAGUCUCCCCCGGUGGUCAUGGCGGUGCCUUCAGCCCACGAGUUCCACUGGCAGAGCCUGGCGCGUCUGCCCAGCGGCCGCGUCUACCACUCGCUGUCCGAGGUGGGGGGGCAGAUGUACAUGCUGGGGGGCUGCGAUGCCGCUGGGAGGCCCUGCCCGUCCCUGGAUCUCUACUCGCCCGAGGGCGACCGCUGGGUGGGCCUGCCCCCCAUGCCCACCCCACGCGCCGGGGCGGCCGUGGUCGUGCUGGGAAAGCAAAUCCUCGUGGUUGGAGGGGUGGGGGAGGACCAGAGCCCCCUGAAGGUGGUGGAGAUGUACAACACGGAGGAAGGCAGGUGGAGGAAGAGAAGCGCCCUGCGGGAGGCCCUGAUGGGCCUGUCCAUCACCCUGAAAGAUGGCCGGGCGCUGGCUGUGGGGGGAAUGGGUGCCGACCUGCUCCCUCGUAGCGUCCUGCAGCAGUACGACCUUCGAAAGGACGUGUGGGCUCUACUUCCUCCCAUGCCGACCCCUCGCUACGACGCCAACGCGCAGCUGCUGGGCAACAAGCUCUACGUAGCAGGCGGGCGCCAGUGUAAGCGACCCGUGAAGGCCUUCGAGGUGUAUGACGCAGAGACGCGCUCUUGGACUACACUACCCAGCAUGCCCUGUAAGCGAUCGUACGGGGGCGUGAUAUGGGACGCAGCCGGGAGGCUGUGUCUGCUCGGAGGACUGCGGCAGGGAGGAGGACACCAGAGCUCCAAGUUCACCAAGAACGUCAACAUCUUUGACACCAACCAAGGCGCCUGGCUGAAGUCGGAUGAGACGGUGGCGAUGAAAACAAAGCGGGCCGACUUUGCUGCCGCCUUCCUGCGCGGCCGCGCCGUCGUAGCCGGAGGACUCGGUCACGAGCCCUUGGCCCUGGACACAGUGGAGGCGUUCCACCCCCAGAGGAAGAAAUGGGAGAGGCUGGCCCCGAUGAACUUCCCCCGAUGCUCCACCUCCUCCAUCGUCAUUCGAGACCGCCUCCUAGUGGUGGGAGGAGUCAACCAGGUUCCCAGCUCGGCCCACGAGAUCCUGUACGUGAAAGAAGAAGAGUAUCUGUAAUCCAAGACAGCGGAUGGGCGAGUCUCUGGAAUCCGACUGUGGUGCAAUAUAACAAACACGGAGAUGGAGUCAGAUGUACAGUAACGGACUGCAGUGCCCCCUGCUGGGGCCGUACGGACACUGAGCCCCCCCCCCCCCCCUCAUAAUAUGAAAGCACAAACACACACACUGGAGGAGCAGGCUCUUUCUCUUUACUAUUGUAUGUUGGGGUGCGUGUUUUACGUUGCCGUGCCAACUGGGAGACUGUUCAGUAGAUUCCAAUGUAGACACAUGGACGAGCUGUUUUAUGGCACAUAUGCAUUUUAAUGUUCGCAGACGUGACUGCAAUAUUCAUCAUGGAGCAAAAAAAAAAGGAGAGCUCACCAGGAAGUGGACACCGUCGGCUUUCAGAUGUACUGUAAGAAGAUUUGCACUAAAGCAACACUGAGUUUAACCACCACCCCUCUCUCGGGCAUUGUGGGGAUCACACUGGGAAGCAUGUAACAGUGUUGUAACGGUGUGUGCACUGUUUCUGUGCCGCUACUGUGCACAUCUGUGGCUACGGUGGCCUCAAUGUGAUGCGUUUCUUGUAUCAGAGGGCAACUUGCUGCUUUUUGGAAGCAAAGAAACCGAUGCGGUACGACUCGGACUGAUUGUAGAACACAUAGAAUUCCUACAGCAAUAGCGUAGUUUCUUCAGUGUUUCUUUAGUACCGUGCUGUGAUGACCGUCGGUUACUCAGGUAGUGACGUUACACGCUCAACAAUCUACCGGCUGGUGUGAGGUCAUUGCCGUGCAAGAUGUGAACCGUGUGAACUGUUUCAUUGUGUUUCACCCUUCAGCAUGAUGCAUUUCUGAUUUCUGUGAUAUUGGAGAUACCCCGUAGUCUUAUGCAGUGGAAUAACUGGGCUCAGUGGUUUGUAUUGCACUGGUUCUCCACUAGGUGGCGGUAUGUACUCGCGUGAGUUCACCUUCUGCAGGGUAAAACUGCUAUUAUUACACGUGCAGGUGCUUUGUCUCAUUAACUUCGCCCUUUGCUAAGCUCACACUGUUACUAACUGCAAUCCCUGAACACGUGUUAUCUGAUUUUGAUAAAUGGUAUUUUAUAUAGAAGAGAAGAGUUUACAAUAUGAAGGAUACAUCCAGGAGGUCAAACGGACUCCAGUCAGGUGAAGAUAGAAGCUAAAGUCCACAGAUCACCUGAGAGCAAAGACUGUGUUUCUGUUAACGUUGGUCUGUAUUCACUGAUGCCAUCAUUAAAAAAGCAUGUGUAUUCAUUCAA
Pungitius pungitius (ninespine stickleback) is the source of this 2982-nucleotide messenger RNA. RefSeq names its product kelch domain containing 8A (gene klhdc8a). The record is from RefSeq and is a predicted model, not a curated record. The coding region runs from base 658 to 1722 and encodes 354 amino acids. Gene Ontology annotation, molecular function: protein binding. Lineage: Eukaryota; Metazoa; Chordata; Actinopteri; Perciformes; Gasterosteidae. The transcript is spliced from 9 exons.